Molecule: messenger RNA, 4095 nt
Organism: Adineta ricciae
Lineage: Eukaryota; Metazoa; Rotifera; Eurotatoria; Adinetida; Adinetidae
Source: the annotation of a GenBank genome assembly
AUGGUAAUUCGAACUUCGAUUGUCUAUCUUCACGCUAAAAUACUCAAUUACAAUCUCUUUAUACCAGAUGAAGAUGAUUACGACGAUGAACAUGACUUAUCUACAAGUGCCACAAACUUCGUCGAGCGACAAAUAUACUCAACAUGGGUUUAUGUCUUUCUUCUCACAAUCUUUGUUUAUUUUUUGUUCUUCGUAACGUUGAUCAAUCCCCAAAGUCGAACGGUAGCAGUAUCGAACCUCACUCCAUCUCUCUUUCAUCAACUUCAACGUCAAUAUGGUUCAACACUCUCAUGUGCAUGUACGACAAUCGCAGUGCCCUAUCAAACUUUCGUUUCCAAUACAGUCUCCCUCCAUCCUGUGUGUUCCAGUGGUUUUGUCAGUCAAGAAUGGAUUGAAGUAUUUUACCUGCCGCUAGCAAGUUUAUUUCCAAUAGUAGAUAUUCGAACAACGGCAUUUUCUCACUUCGAACUACUUUCUGCUUUGUGUUCAAUCUCGAAUGAUACAGUUUUACAAUCAUUGGCUGAUAUCGACAUCAGUCAGCUAAUUUCAGUCCAAGUGCUUACCGAAGACAAUGUACAAUCUGAGAUUGCGGCACGCAUUGCUCUUGUUCGAACCAGUGCGCCAAGUCAGACCGCUUCAUUCUUAAAAUUUCUUCAAGUGAUAUAUCGAUCAAAUACUUUCGCUUCUGCGCUUGAGACAAAUGCACACGUGAUUGUUUCCGAUGGCGCAUAUGUUUAUACGACAGAGUAUCCUCUUGCAGUUAACAAUAUUUACAACACGGAUUGUGCUCGUGCGAAUCUAGUAGGUCCGGCUUAUUUUAUCGCCGAAGCAAAUCAAUACUAUGAAGAACAUGAGAAAGAUUGGACUGGAUCCUAUGAUUAUGGUGCUCUUGAUUCCAAUACUGCAGCAACAAUGGAGGGAUUUUUCGGAGGAUGCUUCGCACUCGAUGCAGCUCUUGCAAGCACACUUCAAUGUCUAUAUGAUGUACAAUGUCUCAAUAUCUUGCGCGAUUAUUUUUCCGGUUUCAAUGAAUCCGCUUUCAAAUCACUCGAUCCUCUUCCGUCAUCGAUUCAAGAAAAUUCCUCUGUAAGUGAUCUUGUGGCUAAUCUCUUCAUUGAUCAAUGGUCAACAAAAAUCAACUACUCCAGUUAUUUUGAACAAUGUGCUCCUUCAUUAUGCACAUACUCCACAACUGAUCCAAUCAAUUUUUCCUAUAGCGUUACUCUGCUGUUGAGUCUUUAUGGUGGUCUCACUGCCAUACUUCGCUUGGUUGCACCUUUUUUAAUCAAUAUCGUCGUGAAACUUAAACGUCAUUCAGUGAAAAGCGUUCUUAACUGCGGAUUAUGGUUCAAAUCUGUUCGCCAUUUGACAUGGUGGAUGAAACAGUUGAACUUGUUCAAAGCAGCCGCCAAUCGAACUGUGGAUGAUGUUAGACAACAACGUAUCACGACGCGUUGCUAUUUAUUUCUCUUCGCAUGUUCUAUCGUCAUUCUUGUUUCAUUUACUUCCGUCACAACUCAGACAGUGACAGUCGUUGCAUCAAAUCCAUCACUAAAUCGUUACAAACAAUUACAAAUGUCAAAUCCAAGUACACUGAAAUGUCCUUGUUCGAAUAGUACAAUGCCUUACAGUACUUUUGCUUCCUUAUCGGCCUCAUUUCAUCAAUUAUGCUCAAGUAAUCUUGUUAGUGAAGAAUGGAUUACGAUGCUGACACAAAGUGGAUAUGGUGUAGGGGCGGAUAACAUAUGGUUUCUUAAUUCUGGGGCGUUCUUUGGACAACUGUCGAUUCUCUGCCAGUUAGCUAAUAAAACGGUUUAUGACAAUAUCAAUGCCUUUCUCGCGCGAACUUUUGCUACUUCAUACGUCCUUAACGAAAAAGAUUUUAAUACUCAAUCAAAUCAAGCUGUCCAUCAACUGAUCGAGUCGACUGUAAUCAGUUUUAAUCGUUUCAUUGACGCGACAAGUCUUUUCUUUCAAGUUCAUCAGCCAUUGACAGAACAAGGCUCAAAUGUAGUCCUCAAUACGUCAUUUGAUAUAUAUCAAGAUACUGAUCAAGAGUGGACACCAAUUUCACUUCGUCUGAGAUCUUUCCAGAAAAACUAUUCAGAUGGCGAGACAUGCGAAUGCGCUCAUGACAUUUCCUGUUACAGUCAAACCGAAUUCCUACCCGACUGGAUAAACAACUUCACAUAUCCGGGGCUCAAUUUUUCCGUUCAAAUAACUGAUCUCACGGCACCAGGCGUAGUUUACGGUUGUUAUACUACCAAUUCAGUUCUCCUAUCCACUCUACAAGCUUUUUAUACGGAUACAACGCACCUGGAAGAGUUGGUGCACUGUGUUCGUUAUAUUUUGUAUAACAAAACUGGAACAGUCCCAACGUUGGAUGUCGAACCAUUGGUUUACAAUCGAUCCUCGAGUCGUUUUCCGCCGAAGUCUUCACUGGCAUCGAUUGUAAAAGAAUUGAUGGUUGAACAAUGGAAUGUAUCAUUUGCAUUCGAUCGUUACUAUCAAACAUGUGCGCCAACUUAUUGCACAUACACUGCGAUAGCUCGUGCAAAGGAUUCUAUUGGAGUAUUAUUGACAUUAAUAUCCAUGAUUGGUGGUCUGAGCAUAGCGUUAAAACUACUCACACCUUUAUGCAUCAACUCUACCAUUUGUGUAUUCAAACCAAAAGUGAAGAAGAGGCAAGAAGUUCGUCCAAAGUUGUGCGAUCGUUUAAGAAUGGCUCCUAAAAGUUUGCUGCAGUUUAUCUUUGAUAAACUAAAAAAUUUGAAUAUAUUUCCUGCACGAACAUUUGGCAGUACAAGAGAUCGCAGAACAAUUAAAUGUUUGGGACAGUGGGCAACUCGUCUUUAUAUAGUUCUUCUAGCUAUUUCUCUCACUAUUCUUGCACUUCAUACAAUUAUUCAACCACAAGUACUGACAAAGACAUAUCCCAAACCUUCUUUACGUACUUACAACACUCUAAUAAAUGGUCAUGGUAAGCAGCUUCAGUGUCCUUGUUCAGCGAUUUCAUCGGCAUAUGAUCGAUAUCUUCAAAUUCAUGCUGAAUUUCACCAGAUUUGCUCCAGUGUUUUUGUUUCGGAUCAAUGGAGAUUGGAUCUUCUUGCAAAUAUAAUGAUUGAUCUCUCUAUUUAUACAAUCAGAGAUUAUCGUCGUUUUGUUUCCUCCCAUUUGCAGUUUCUAAAAGGUUUAUGUGAACUUUCGAUUCAAUCUGUACAGCAAUCUGUUGGAGAAGUUUUAUCUUCAUUAUUGGUAACCAGUGAAUUAUUAUCUCCAGGAACAUUUGAAGAACGUAUUAAUCGAACGAUCGAUCAUAUGAAAGCGAACGUACCUACCGCAUUAAAUCGUCUUCUCUAUCUGCUUCGUAUCACAAAUCAUGUCAAUAACAUUGUUUCUGAUUAUGGGACCAACUAUCGAUAUAUCGGUUCUCGUGAUGGUAAUCAAUCUGAAACUAUUGCAUAUACUCAACCAUUGAUCUAUGACAACAAUUGUUCAUGUGGUUUAAAUUUAAGUUGCACGACUGACGCUUCUUUCAAUGAAACAGAAUUAGUAAUCAUCAAAGGAUUGAAAAUGGGUUGUACACCAAGUGAAUCACUACUUGCAUCAACACUUGAAUGUUUCCAUAAUUCAUCGUGCAUUGAUCUUCUCAAAGAAAUGACAAAUGCCAACGAAAACAUUACUGAUACGAAUGAUUCAAUUCCUUUAAACUUAACCAACAGUCGAUUUGCUGUAAAUACCGCAGUGAUCGAUCUAGUGGCAGAAUUGUUUGUCGAGCGUUGGUCAAUAGAGAUGAAUUAUUCGUCAUACUUUGAUCAAUGUUCUCCAAUGAUCUGUUCUUAUACAUACACUCAACAACUGAAUUCAAUUUCUGCAGUUACCUAUAUUCUUGGUUUUUUUGGGGGCUUAACAAUUCUUUUCAAAUGGAUUUCUCCAAUCAUUGUUUCUUUUGUCAAUAAAAUUUAUCAGUGGAGACAGAACAAACGUCAAACUCGUGUGGAACCCAUAUUUAAUAUUCAAACAACGAUUGUUCGAAUCAAUGUGAAAAGCAACACUAUUUCCGAUUCCACAACUCAUGCUCCAAAACAGUCGUAA